AUGACAAACAUCUCCAACCUUCGAAUCGGCCACCUGAAUGUCAGGGGCCUUGAGCACCACAUCGAUGGUGUUAAAUUUCUGCUCGACGCUCAACAAUACCACGUCUUUGGGGUCACGGAGACGAAAAUGAGAGCUUCCGCUCCGGUCGGACCGGUACGAGUUCCCGCUUACAAUCUCAUCCGGCACUCACUGCCGUCCGGCCGUGGACGCGGCUCAAAGGCCUGCGGCGGAGUGGGACUCUACGUUCGACAAGGUCUCAAAGCAACACCGGUCAUCAAAUCGACCCACGACAACGCAGCACCGAUCGCAACGAGGGUUGAGUACAUGGUGGUUCAAAUUAAAAUCAACGAACUCAAUGUUGGGGUGGCUGUGGUGUACAACCCGUCAUGCUCAAAUCCGACGUUCGCCGUGCUCUACGAAAAAGUCCUUCUCGAGAUGCUCGAUCUUGGCUUUGACCGAACGUUCAUUGUAGGGGAUUUUAAUAUCAACGUGGCGUCUGUCCUCCCUUCGUUGAAUCUGACCUCGUUGAGACGGAUUCACUCAACGUUCAACCUCACCGUUCUACCUACCGGCCCCACAAGAAUCACCGACACCACCUCAACUACCAUCGACCUGCUGAUCACCGACUGUCCACAGUCCAUUCGAAAGGCAAAAGCGGUAUCCGCAAGCGCUAUUUCAGAUCACGAGGUGAUCUACCUGCUUGCUGAUGUCCUGGUGAGGAAUCGAAACCGGCGUACGAUCCGUGUUCGGAACUUCCGGAAUGUCGACGUGCUGCAGCUGCAAGCAGAGUACCAAGCCAAGGACUUUCAACGCUUUUACGAGUCGAAUGAUGUGGAAGAAAAAACUGCGCUGUUGACGGCCGACUUGCAAGAUCUCCUUGACCGACAUGCGCCGGAAAGGACGAUUUACGUACGAGAUGAAAGAACUCCCUGGAUAACGCAACAAAUCAAGCAGACCAUCGAGCUGAGAGACCUCGCUUUAAAGCUGUACAAGCGCAACCCGAACCGGAGGCGAGGUGAUCAGCAAUGGUUGGAACACUCACGAUUGCACGACCGUGCGAACUCGCUGAUUCAUGCGGCCAAGACACGCUACGCGGAUCAGCACUUCGGACACGAACUCCCCGCAAAGAAGCUUUGGUGCAACCUCAGAAGAGAAGGCAUACACAACUCUACCAAGUCCGGCCCGCCUGCAGAAGGAAUCGAUGCCGAUGAUCUGAACCGCUUCUUCUCUGAUGGUCACAGAGAGCUCGGCACGGGGCAGCGUAGCGCACAGCAGAGGGAACCAGCGCACCGAACAGCAGUUGAUCACGGCAGAAAUGGGUUCAACUUUCGACAAACUAACGCCGAAGAAGUCAACCGGAAGAUCCUCGAAAUACAAACCAACGCUACUGGCACCGAUGGCAUCCCCAUCUCGUUUGUGAAAAUGCUUUGUCCGCUGAUCCUGCCUGAACUUUGUCACCUCUUCAACGCAAUUAUCGCGGCUCGAACGUUCCCGUCUCUGUGGAAAACAGCUAUUGUAACACCUAUACCCAAGACUCCAAGCCCCAGCCUGCCCAAGCACUUCCGUCCAAUCAGCGUCCUCCCAGCUGUUUCAAAAGUGUUGGAAAAAAUCCUGCUUGACCAAAUCACCGAUCAUCUCGAGAACCCGAACCUGCAGCUCCUGGCCAAACAUCAGUCAGGAUACAGGAAAGGAUUCGGAACGACAACUGCUCUUGCCAAGGUAACGCACGACAUCUACGGGAACCUAGAUAACAACAACUGCACCGUCAUGGUACUUGUCGACUUUUCGCUUGCGUUCAACUGCGUCAACCAUCACCUGCUUGAGAACAAGCUGAAUCGGGAAUUCAGGUUCUCGAGCGCUGCUUGUAAGUUGGUCGCAUCGUUCCUUGGCCAAAGAAAGCAAAUGGUCCGUCUCGGCGAUAAAGUGUCAGCUGUACGGGAUGUCACCGAUGGUACACCGCAGGGGUCCUGUCUCAGCGCGCUGCUGUUCAGCCUUUUCAUCAACAGCUUACCCGGAGUCCUGAGAUGCGAGUACCAACUGUACGCUGAUGACUUACAAAUCUACGUGUCUGGACCGAUUGAGCAGAUCGAAGACCUGAUUGCCAGCAUCAACACCGACUUAGCUGCGAUCACAAACUGGGCCAACCAAAAUCAACUUCACCCAAACCCCAAAAAAACACAGGCCAUCGUCUUCACCAAAGCAGGUUCCGUUCAACCCCACACGGACAUCGUAUUCAGCGGGGAAGUUGUUCCACUGUGCGAGAAAGUUGUCAAUCUUGGUCUCCAGCUGGACAACAACAUGACCUGGAAGCAUCAAACCAACAGUGUGACCCAGAGAGUCUAUAACACCCUGAGGACGUUCCGUCGCUUUGCGGCGGUCCUCUCUCAACCCACACGGCGCAAGCUGGUCCAAGCUGUGAUAGUGCCGAUGUUUACCUACUGUGACAUUGUCUACUAUCACGGGCUGUCUGCGGCGCUUAAGGAGCAACUCCACCGGUGUUUCAAGUCGGCAGUGCGUUUUGUAUACAACCUGCGCCGUCGAGAUACAACCGCAGCAGUGCGACACACCCUUCUUGGACACGAUUUGCCGAUCAACUACCAGCUUCGGACAAGCUGUUUCAUGAAGAAGGGGUACGAUGGAAACUUGCCGGAGUACCUCCAACAACAUCUGGUGAGAGGACAGUUAGAACGGACCCGCUCGUUCAUCAUCCCGAGACACACAACGAUGAGCGGAAAAAGUGUGCUCGUCGCCGGAACCACGUGCUGGAACAACCUCCCUGCGGAGUUAAAAGGACAACCGACAUUGUUGGCCUUCAAAAAUGCAUUUAAAAGAACCAUUCGAAAUUAA
Messenger RNA from Culex pipiens pallens (northern house mosquito), 2847 nucleotides. RefSeq lists its product as uncharacterized. Bases 1 to 2847 code for a protein of 948 amino acids. The record is from RefSeq and is a predicted model, not a curated record. Gene Ontology annotation, molecular function: catalytic activity. The transcript has a single exon. Lineage: Eukaryota; Metazoa; Arthropoda; Insecta; Diptera; Culicidae.